AUGACCAAAGAAAACCUGCAUGCUGAAUCAAGGAGUGUGGGUCGAGCAACGUACCGUGAACCCUUCCUCCUCCGAGAAAAUGCCACCGGCAAACUCGCCGAUUUCACCACAAGUUUCGCAUUCAUCAUUGAUGGGAAAAACAGAACCUCCUACGGGGAGGGCCUCGCUUUUUUCUUAGCCCCAAACGGUUCCUUACUAAACCGAGCACUAGGAAAAGGUAGCAGUCUCGGCCUCCCUGUCAACAGCUCGCUGGAGAACGUUAUUGAGCCGAGCAAUGACUACCCUUUUGUGGCGGUGGAGUUUGAUACCUAUCGGAAUUCAUGGCCAACCGUGAAGGAUCCGGAUGGCGAUCAUAUAGCAAUGGAGUCUGGCUAUAGUAAUGCCACCAAUUCCUCAAAGAUCACUGAAUCUUCAGCAAUGGAGUCUGGCUAUGGUAAUGCCACCAAUUCCUCAGAGAUCACUGAAUCUUCAGCAACGAAUUCUCAUCAACAAUUUCGCUUGGGUAAGGAAUAA
Prunus avium (sweet cherry) is the source of this 513-nucleotide messenger RNA. The record is from RefSeq and is a predicted model, not a curated record. NCBI's taxonomy places the organism in Eukaryota, Viridiplantae, Streptophyta, Magnoliopsida, Rosales, Rosaceae.